CACUUUCUUCUUCCGGUAUCCAGGUACGUAGAUCGACACCAAAAAAUUCUUUUUGAAUUAAAUUUGUGAUCAUCAUAUCGCAUUAAAUAGCAAUUGAUCUGCAAUGGCCAAGUCAAAGAAUCAUACAAAUCACAAUCAAAACCGAAAAGCCCACCGAAAUGGUAUCAAGAAACCAAUUCGCAAGCUACAUGAAUCUACCUUAGGCAUGGAUGCCAAAUUCGUUCGCAACCAACGGUUCGCCCGUAAAGGAAAUGUUGGUGUGGUGGAGGCACGCAAAAGACACGAAGAGAAGAAAAAGGAACGUGCCAGUCGCCCAAAGGCAAUUAAAUUGUAGAUUUACAAUACAAACGAAUAAACGGUGAAUUCAA
This is a messenger RNA of Bradysia coprophila, 368 nucleotides long. It is a transcript of the gene RpL29, whose product is annotated as ribosomal protein L29. NCBI's taxonomy places the organism in Eukaryota, Metazoa, Arthropoda, Insecta, Diptera, Sciaridae. Gene Ontology annotation, biological process: cytoplasmic translation. Gene Ontology annotation, molecular function: structural constituent of ribosome. Gene Ontology annotation, cellular component: ribosome; cytosolic large ribosomal subunit. The record is from RefSeq and is a predicted model, not a curated record.